CUGCAGGCAGCAAUACCAACGCUCAGCCUCCCUCGAGACUACCACGGGAGUCGCCGCAGAUCAUGACUUCCUCGCCAUACACGGCCUCGUACCUCCCGCCGUAUACAACGCUCUGGUCUCAUCCUCCUCCGCCUCCUCCCAAGCGCCCUGCAUCCCCACCGAGAAGGGCGGGAGCUGCCUCUGCCUCUGCCUACGAUGCGCGGACGCAGGUGUACCUCGCAGAGCUGCAGCAGAGCUCACAGGCCAGAGCCCAAUGGUAUCAUGCUAGCGGAGUGCAUCUUCCCUCUAGAGCGAGCAGGGAGCUCGUCUCUGAUUUCUUACCUCCAGGCGAGGGCACUAGCAGAGCUGCUGCCAACAGUGGGUCAAGGCUGGCCUCCGGGCCAGCUAUGAGGCAGGGAAGUGCGAGAGACCGGUGGAGGGCUCGGUGGAGUAAAGAAGAUGUCAGGAUGAGGGAGGCUGCCGAACGCGGCUGGCAUUGGAGCGGCAGUGGAGUCACUCAGGAGGAGGAGAAGGAUCUCAACGAGGAAGAGGCAGAGAGGCAAAAUUACCGCGAUGCCCUGUUGGCGUAUGGUCGCAACAGCAUUGUCGUCCUUGGCCGAGGCCGCACAACGCACGAAGACCAGCUCGACGCCGAAGAGCGCGAAGCACCCGUCACCAACUUCGCGACAUCUAGCGAUCCACCUGGAAACACAACUGAGGGUCAAGCGUCAGAAAUGGCCGAUGGACAAGGUGGAGGAGGGCGCAGAGGCAGGAGAGGAAGAGAGCCAGGCAGAGGACAAGCUGACGAUGAUGCCGCCUUCGAAGGCGAAUACACCCUUGAUAAUGGGAUGGACGCUGAUGGAGGAAGCGAAGAUGAGGAUGAUGGAGGCAUGCGAGGAUCAGGCGGUGGUAGGGGUAUGUCUGGAAAUCUAGAUGCUGGUAUCGAAAGUAUGGGAUGAUACGGUACAGGAAUGAGUCGGGACGUCUACAAUACUACAUCUAUACCCUCGAGACAGGAAGCUCUAGGGAGCCCUGUCUCAGCCCAUCAAUAGCUCGAAUGCAUUCUUGCCGCUCUUCCCAGUAUUCUG
Microstroma glucosiphilum is the source of this 1067-nucleotide messenger RNA. RefSeq lists its product as hypothetical. Lineage: Eukaryota; Fungi; Basidiomycota; Exobasidiomycetes; Microstromatales; Microstromataceae. The transcript is spliced from 2 exons. The record is from RefSeq and is a predicted model, not a curated record. Bases 63 to 938 code for a protein of 291 amino acids.